Molecule: messenger RNA, 654 nt
Organism: Didymodactylos carnosus
Lineage: Eukaryota; Metazoa; Rotifera; Eurotatoria; Philodinida; Philodinidae
Source: the annotation of a GenBank genome assembly
AUGGCAGAGGAUAUAGCUCGUUUACAACUCUUUCAAAGUUUCGUGACUCCUGUCGAACGCUUGUCGAAAGGAUCAGACAUUGAUCAAAAUCGUUUAGAAUGGAUUGAAAAUAGACUUAAUCAUCCACCUCCUACUGAUACAAAUGAAUUAGCGAACUUGUAUAACUCAGCGGUCAGCUUAACAAACAAUCUUGAUAAAAAAUUAGACUAUUGUUUGCGUCAUUUCAAACCGCUUGAAGAGACAGGUCAUAUGACAGCUACGAAAUUUAUUCAGCAUCAUAUUCAAAUUGGUGACAUUUUUUCUGAACAAGUUCGUUUUGACGAUGCCUUAAUUAAUUAUCAAAUCGCACUGCAAAAAGCACUCGGAUCUAAAUCAACAACAAAUCCUCUGUUCGGUGAUUGCUAUUAUAGAAUUGGUUUUACUUCUCUAAAAUUAGAAGAGUUUGAAAAAGCAUUACAGUAUUAUAAAAACGCUCUAGCUAUUUAUUACAGAUCACUUCCACCAACACAUCUAAGUUUUCAUAAAGUAUAUUUGGCAUAUGGAGUUUGUCUGGCGAAUUUCAAUCGUUACGACGAAGCAAUGGAAUAUUUUCAAAAAGCCAAAACUACACACGGACACAGAACCAACUUAUCUUGCAUGACCAUAGACGUAUAG